Molecule: messenger RNA, 2115 nt
Organism: Prorocentrum cordatum
Lineage: Eukaryota; Dinophyceae; Prorocentrales; Prorocentraceae
Source: the annotation of a GenBank genome assembly
ACAGCCGUGUGGGCUCAAGCAGUUUGAGGCACUCGCGCCCGGGCCACCCGUGGACCACCCCGCUGGCAGCGGCAUCCCCAGCCACCCUGCCCGGCAGCCAUGCAGGCGACGGAAGUUGGCAGCAACGGGUAUGCGGCGGUGAGCCUGACGGAGGCCGAGGCGACCGAGGCGGCGCGCGGCGAGCCCUCGCGCCGCAGGACGUGGGCGGCCGCAGCGGCUCUCGCCUGCGCUCUCGCCGCAGCAGCGGCCGCCGCCCAGUCGACCCUCGCCGGGUCGCGUCAGGGGCUCCGUGGCGACACGGCCAGGGCGGUGUCGCUCGGCGAGGCAGCAGGCACCGCCGAGAGGUACUACGACUCUGCCACGGGCAAGUUCAUGGACGCUGCCGGCAACGUGUACGACAGCGCAGUGGGCGGCGCCGCGGGCACCGCCGAGAGGUACUUCGACGCCGCCACGGGGAAGGUCAGGGACGCUGCGGGCAACUUGUACGACGCCACGGACGACUUCGUGGACGCCGCCGGGAACCAUUAUGAUGCUGCCACGGGCAAGUUCAAGGACGCUGCCGGCAACUUGUACGAUACCGCAGCGGACCUCCACGGCGCCGCCAAGGACACUCUGGGCGAUCUCAGUUCUGUCAAAGGCGCUGCCAGCGAUAUGUAUGAUGCCACCGCGGAUGCUGCCAGUGACCUCCACGGCGCCGCCAAGGACGCUGCCAGCAAUUUGUACGACGUCACGGGCGACUUCGUGGACGCCGCUGGGAACCAUUACGAUGCUGCCACGGGCAAGUUCAGGGACGCUGCUGGCAAUUUGUACGAUACCGCAGCGGACCUCCACGGCGCCGCCAAGGACACUCUGGGCGACGCCGCUGACGCAGUCAAGGACGCUGCUGCCUUGGGCAAUCCUCUGACGGCGGCUGGGGAGCACUGGCGGCAAUCCAUGAGGGGCGCCGCAGGCAAAGUGGGCGAUGCGGUCAAGGGCGCUGUAGGCUCCGCGCAGAAGAGUGUAAAGACGGCCGUGGGAAAGAUAACCGGCGCGACUGCGGACACCGUCGACGAUGUGACCGAGAUUGUGGCCGCUGACGGCAUCGGGAGGCACUACGACGCUGCCACGGGCAAGUUCAUGGACGCUGCCGGCAACUUGUACGACAAUGCAGUCGGCGGCGCCGCGAACACCGCUGGGAGGUAUUUCGACGCCGCUACGGGGAAAUUCAAGGACGCUGCUGGCAACUUGUACGACGCCACGGACGACUUCGUGGACGCCGCUGGGGACCACUAUGAUGCUGCCACGGGCAAGUUCAAGGACGCUGCUGGCAACUUAUACGAUACCGCAGCGGACCUCCACGGCGCUUCCAAGGACGCUGCUGGCAAGUUGUACGAUGCCACGGGCGACUUCGUGGACGCCGCCGGGAACCAUUAUGAUGCUGCCACGGGCAAGUUCAAGGACGCUGCCGGCAACUUGUACGAUACCGCAGCGGACCUCCGCGGCGCCGCCAAGGACGCUGCCGGCGACGUCGCUGACGCAGUCAAGGACACUGCCGACACCGUGGGCGACACUCUGGACGCUGUUGGCGACGCCGCUGGAGACACCGUCGACACCGUGGGCGACACUCUGGACGCUGUUGGCGACGCCGCUGGGGACACCGCCGACACCAUGGGCGACAUCAUGGGCGACACUCUGGACGCCGUUGGCGACGCCGCUGGAGAUACCGCCGAGACUGUGGGCGACACCAUGAGCGACUCUCUGGACGCUGUUGGCGACGCCGCUGGAGACGCCGCCGACACCGUGGGCGACACCAUAGGCGACACUCUGGACGCCGUUGGCGACGCCGCUGGGGACACCGCCAGCACCGUUGGCGACACCAUGGGCGACACUCUGGACGCCGUUGGCGACGCCGCUGGGGACACCGUCGACACCAUGGGCGAUGUGCAUGGUGCCGCACGCUAGGGCAGGAGUAGUGCGGUGCCGCCUCCCCACCGCAGCGCUUGGGCGCUAACACAGUGGUGGUGGGCCGGGGCAGUUGCAGAGGAGGCAGGCAGGGGGAUAGCGAGUGCGACUGUGGCGAUGGAUACUCAAUAACAACCGGUUAUUGUCCCUCGAGAGCUGAGAACUUCAGGGCUG